AUGGCGAUAGAUUAUGACAUCAAUCCCCAGCGCGAUCUUGACGACGGAACGUACGCUGCUUUGCCCGGUACAACUCCCGGCGAGUAUGUGCAGCAGAAUGCAACCCCCAUGAAGGGAAGAAUGAAGAAGGACGCUGAAGGAUGCCACCCUUCGAGAUGGAUUCAUGAGCUGUUGAAUAACAAGUUCACCACUUGCGAUCUCUUCGACCGAGCCCGAGCUGCUAAUUUGAAGACGCCGUUCGCAUGGCAGCACACUCACCGCCUCAUGAUCAAUGGAAACCAAAGCUUCUUCUCAAACACAAACCGACUAUUGUCGUCGGUAUGCCUGGACUGCCACUUCCACUUUGUGUUCAAGAUGUCAUGGAGCGAGGAACAUGCUGGGCAGGUGUGUAGUCCCCGCCAAGCCCGCUGGCCCGUCCGAGAUGCGCAGUUCCCUUGGCAUCACCUUGUCUGGGCUGGGUCAGACACGGAUAUGAACUUGGGUAAGGAAAAUUCCAAGUACUAUCCUAUUCUCGCCCGCGAGUACUUCGUCUGCUCGGCACCGCCAUGCACAUUUCAAGUUACUCUUGAAAUCUCAGAACCUCGCAUGGCGUCUUGGUGGAUUGAUCUGCUUCUUGACCACGAUACCAUCCGGCAGACUCUGCGCCACGCGAAGGAGCAGGACCCAGAGCGCUAUGCAGUAGCAACAGAGGACUGGGCGGAACAGGCGCCUAUGAACCUCAACACGUACCUUAAGAAUCUGCUUGAGGCAACGUCACCUGAGAAGCCGCGGAGCAUAUCUAAGAGAAAUAAGCGGUUCUCUGUUCUAUUUGGACCGCGCUGCUUCUCCAUCUUCAGAGAGUUGGAGUUUGGAGAGACAAAGGAUGAGCAGGAUGGAAUCGACGGAGGGUCAUUCACCCCUCCAUUACCGUCACCCCCAGGUGGACCAUUUGGAUCAACCGAAACCGGAACGUACCGAGGAUUUAUUGAGGAUGUCAGAUCCGAAGUUCAGUGCAUCAUCCACAGAAGUGGCGAGCCCGCCGAGCUUUGUACUCCUGGCCUUCACGCAGACCUGGGAUGCGUCGAAGUGAACAACACCAAUGACAGCCAUUUGAUUAACAUCCAACGAUACACGUUGCUUGGCGUUCUUCCAAACCAGCCCAAGGAGAUCGUGGUAAACGCCUACAAGCGACAGUGGGAGCUCUUGCCCAACAAACGAAAGGAGCUUAUCGAUGCCCUCAUGGGGAUUGCCAAUGACCUGAAUGACGAGCAACUCGCUGACUACGCUGCCACUCAAUCUUCUGUGUUCGACAGUCAACUCCCGACGCAAUCUAGCAACGACGACGAUGGGAUAGUUGCCCAAGCGUUGGCUUUUCUUGGCUUGCAGCCUCCUAACAAAUACAACGCCGAAACGCUGGUUGCAGCAUUCCGCCAGAAGCUGUCCCAAGAGCCCAAGAUGGCCAACAGCGCCCGUCAAAUGCUUCUCAUGAUUGCCCAGGCUUCCACAGACGACACAUACCAAGCAAUUCUGCUCAUGGAAGCCAAUGGAAAGAUGUCUGUCGCGACGGCAAAGGCAGUCCUGGGGAUGAAGGAAGACAGUAAUUUGGGACCCGAAGUCAUUGCGGCUGCCAGGACCAAGAUUGCAUUGAGCAACGACAAGGAAGAAAAGGCAACCUAUUUGGAUGCUCUCGAGGCGAUUGCGGAUCUCACAAACGCAACAGACCUCAAGCAGCUUGUUGCCGUUCAACGCCAAGAAAACGGAAUCGAGAUUCCAAAGGGAAGCUCUGUUCCGGAUGCCUCAGGUCGGCCAGCCAAUUAUGACUUGCCUGUCGGCCUAGAGAACAUCGGCAAUACUUGUUAUCUGAACAGUCUUUUGCAGUAUCUCUUCACUGUCAAACCCGUUCGAGAUAUUGCGCUCAACUACGAAAACUUCAAAUUGGAGUUGAAUGACGAGAGUAUCAAACAGCGAUUGCUGGGCGGAAACAAGAUGCAAAUGGACCUUGCCCAAGAGCUCUCUGAUCUAUUCAACAAUCUCGAAACGUCAGACAAGGUCGCGACUCGACCCUCACAGAGGCUAGCCAACGCUGUCCUCUUGUCUACUCACACCCUUCUCAAUGAUUCAAAGCCGGCUGAGCCCGUUGCAGGGCCCAAGCCACCACCUCUUCCCGCUCGUCCGCCUCCUGAGCCUCCCGCCAAGAGCUCCGGCGAUGUGGAGAUGGCGAACGGAGCUGUUAAGGAGGAGCGCGAUCCAGUUGAAACGGCUAGUACCGUAAGCUCGCAGACGCUGGUCGAGGAUGGCUCUGAUCAUUCGUACGAGAAAGUCGAAGUCCCGUCGGCAGCGACUGACGACCAAACUACGGAUACGGUGAUGGCUCUCGAAGAGGGCGACUCCCCUGCUGACACUGUUCGGCCAAGUCUCAAGAGCACUGAAACCUCCGAGACAAUCAUCAAAAGUACUGAUGGAACCGCCAAUGGAGAGCAAAACGCCGAUGUCAGUAUGGCUGAUACCGACGAGCCGCAAACAGUGGACAGUAAAGUCUUGACUGCCCUAGAACAUCAGAAGAGAUCGUCGGGCACUGAUCAGCAGGACGUGGAGGAGGUGAUGGGGAGCAUUCUCAACCGACUCCAAGCAGCUAUCCGGCCAUCAUCUGUCGACGAAUCAACUGGAAUUCAGUUGGAAAAGAUCAUGGAGACAUUCUUCGUCACGACAAUCAACUAUACCAAGAAGUUUGACGACAAGACCUAUCAGAAGGAGAUCAGCUUUGACCGGUCCAUCACCGCAUUCCCAGCUCCGGAGGGGUCUUGUUCGCUGUAUGACGCCUUGGGCCGAAACUUUGACCAGCAAAUCAUCGAGGAAAGCAAGCUCUCACGAUACACAGCGAUCAAGACGCUCCCACCUGUGCUCCAUGUUCUUAUUCAACGGUCCCAGUCCAUGGGCAGCAAGAAUGGCAAUCCUGUAGAAAUACCCGAGACGCUAUAUCUGGACCGGUACAUGGAUGCUCCGCACGACUCACCCACCUUCCAACAGAGGGUUCAAAGCUGGGCGGUUGCCAGCAGAAUAUCAGACUUGAAGGCGCAGAAGGCUCGAGUGGAAGCCGUCAUUCCCACGGGGCCGUUCCUCGAGUCCUGUGGAGAAGAGGAGCGCACGCCCAUUGUCAAUUCGUCUUGGGCUGAGGAUGACACGAUGGAGGAUGGCGUCCUUGAUUUUGAGAGAGAAGAGAAUUGGGACUUUGAUGGCCCAGUGGAUGACGAUUUCCUUCUUGUAUCCCAUCCAACCAACGAGGUGCCGCCCACUACCAAGGUCCCUGUCAAGCCACAGGGCAUCGAGUCGGCUGAACGCACCGUUCGGGAGAUGAUGAGCGAUGAGCUGCGCCAGAGGGAGGAGGACCUUGAGAAACACCACGCCGGGCUUAAGAACAUCCCGUAUCGACUACAUGCCGUCAUCUGUCACCGAGGCCAGCUGAUGUCUGGUCACUACUGGGUAUGGAUACACGACUUCGAGCAGGACGUGUGGCGCAAGUACAACGACUCCAACGUGGACGUGAAGCGCAACACAGACGAAGUGCUUGCAACCUUGAGCACCAGUGGCGAACCCUACUUCCUCUGCUACGUUCGAGACGAGGACAAGGAUACAUACGUGAAUGUUCCUAGACGACAAAGACCGGAACAAACCACGGAUGCCGACGGUGACGUUGUUGUUGCCAACAGCGAACCUACCCCUGCAGUUGAGCAUACACAGGACUUUUCGCCCCCAUUCGGGCCACAGAAGAGCGACUAG
Molecule: messenger RNA, 3756 nt
Organism: Fusarium vanettenii 77-13-4
Lineage: Eukaryota; Fungi; Ascomycota; Sordariomycetes; Hypocreales; Nectriaceae
Exons: 4
Coding region: 1-3756 (1251 amino acids)
Biological process (GO): proteasome-mediated ubiquitin-dependent protein catabolic process; regulation of proteasomal protein catabolic process; protein deubiquitination
Molecular function (GO): proteasome binding; cysteine-type deubiquitinase activity
Source: RefSeq, a predicted model, not a curated record